AUGUUUGCCUUUUUUUUCUUCCACUUCCGUCCCUUCGCCUCCGUUUGUGCUAGCAGGGGCGAGUGCCCAGGGGUCAAAAUGGGGCGGAGCCGACGGUGUGCCUGGACAGCAGUUCUGCUGAAGAUGAUAUGCCUGGCUUUUCUCGCGGUGAACAGCACUUCUUGCCUCGAUGCAAGAGCUACCGAGAACGACGUGUCCUCGUUUUCCUGGGACAAGGGACUAAGUGAUGUCGUUCCACACGCGCUCGCCAACUUGUUGCCACAGCGCGACAGCGGGCAAGGCGCCGCCCCUAAGAGAAAGAAGCAGAAACAAAUCAGCCACAAGCACAGCGUGGCAGCAGCGCUGAAAGCAAGUCGUCAAGUACGCGCCGAAAUAUCGCGAGUACUGGAGCAAAUUCGGAGAAUAGAGGCGGGGGAGUCUGUUAGUCUCUCGAGACACGUAGAUGAAUUGCUUGCUGAAGAGCUGACGUCAGUCACAAGCUCGAAGAAAUCGAAGGACAGAUCUGACAAAGGGAAGAAACAGGCGAAGCAGACGAAAGUGAAGGAGAAGCGGAAGAGUGACGUGACCUCCACGACGACUAUGGGAUUGGAAACAGAGUCUGGGAAGGAUGCUGCCCCGUUGCAGCGUCAGCCGGCGAAUGGGGAGCGACAGAAGGCGGAUAUGCAUCGGGACGGGGGUGAACCCAAUGAGGUGGAGGUGGGCAAAAUCACAUUGGAGAAGAGUAGCGAACUGUCGAAAACGCAGGGUCCUUUGCCUUGGAAGCGGCGACUGUAUGUUGCCACUGUUGUCGCUGCCUCUUCGAUCAUCGGCGCUUUAGUAGGUUUCAUUCUGAGGGGCGACCUACCUAUUUCUCUACUUCCAUUGUAA
Molecule: messenger RNA, 867 nt
Organism: Neospora caninum
Lineage: Eukaryota; Apicomplexa; Conoidasida; Eucoccidiorida; Sarcocystidae
Exons: 1
Coding region: 1-867 (288 amino acids)
Source: RefSeq, a predicted model, not a curated record